Vigna umbellata (rice bean) is the source of this 1288-nucleotide messenger RNA. Lineage: Eukaryota; Viridiplantae; Streptophyta; Magnoliopsida; Fabales; Fabaceae. The record is from RefSeq and is a predicted model, not a curated record.
GUUGAGAAAGAGUGAUUACGGUGGUGUGGGAUCGAAGGAAAGAAAGAAUAUCGGUGAGGAGUGGAAAGGAAAUUGAAAGAAGAAUCGAACAGAAGAAGUUGGUAGGGUUUGUGAAGGUGAUCGUAAUCGAGAAUUUGAUAGAGCGAUGAGUGAGAGUAACGGGAACAGUAGGAAGCCAAAUGUUGAAGAUCAAGAUCUGGGAUUGUAUUUCUUGGAAGCGUGCAGGGGAAGGGAGAUGAGAGAGAGGGAGAAGGAGAAGGAGAAAGAGGAAGAGGAGGAAGAGGAGGAGGCGCCGAGGGAGCUCAACACAAUUAACAGCUCCGGUGGCUUCGUGGUGGUGUCAACGGACAAGCUGUCGGUGAAGUACACCAACGUCAACCUUCACGGCCACGAUGUCGGCGUCAUUCAGGCCAACAAGCCUUCUCCUACCAAGCGCCUCAUCUACUAUUUCGAGAUUCAUGUCAAGGAUGCCGGCGUCAAGGGUCAAAUUUCCAUUGGCUUCACCUCCGAGACAUUCAAGAUGCGAAGGCAGCCAGGGUGGGAGGCCAAUAGCUGCGGCUAUCAUGGUGACGAUGGUCUUCUUUACCGUGGACAUGGCAAGGGGGAAGCGUUUGGUCCAACCUAUACGUCUGGUGAUGUAGUUGGUGCCGGAAUUAACUACGCUGCGCAGGAAUUCUUUUUCACUAAAAAUGGCCAAGUUGUCGGCUCUGUUUACAAAGACUUGAAAGGCCCCCUUUUUCCUACUAUAGCAGUUCAUAGCCAAAAUGAGGAGGUGCAUGUUAACUUUGGGCAGAAACCAUUUACUUUCGACUUAAAAGAAUUUGAAGCACAAGAAAGAAUGAAGCAGCAACUGAAAAUAGAGGAAAUUUCUGUGCCACCAAAUGUCAGUUACGGCAGAAUUGUCCGCUCCUACCUGCUGCACUAUGGCUAUGAAGAUACAUUGAAUUCAUUUGAUGUGGCUAGUAAAAGUACUGUUCCUCCUAUACACAUAGCUCAAGAAAGUGGAAUUGAUGAGCAGGAAAUAACAUAUGCGUUGAAUCAUAGAAAGACCCUUCGGCAGGUAUAUUUUUUCAUGGAACUAAAAAACACUAAUUAAUAUUAUAAAUUCAGUUAUUAGAACCUUUUAACUGAGUUAAAUUCAGCAUUUUAUAUUUUAUUGUUCAUCAUCAAUGUCAUAUGCUUCCCUACUUGAAGAAAGCUAUUGCUGUUGGCCAUGGUAGUUGAAUCUAGAUAUAAAUUAUGUAUAGGAAAGCUUAUAUUUUUAAUCUAUGAAUAGUAAUAUUCAUAA